CUUUAAUCACAAGUACCGGUAAUAAAUAUUAUAAUUAAUAAUUGUAGAUAUUAUCAAUUACAGAUUUGAGCUAAAAAAAUAACGAAAGGAUGGUUGAGAAUUCAGGUGAACUCGCAAGUGGCGAGGCUCCACCAAAGACAGCAAAACAGUUGGAGAAGGAAGCAAAAAAAUUAGCCAAAUUAGAAAAAUUCAAACAGAAACAAGACAAAAAAGAAACCGUAUCAGCAGCUUCAAAAAAUAAAGAAAAACCCGAGAAAAAUGAAAAGAAAAAGGAACCAAAACAGGCCGCAGUGUACACGUCAGAUACACCAGAAGGUGAGAAAAAAGACGUGACAAUUCCAAUGCCGGACGCCUACAGUCCGCGAUUCGUCGAAGCCGCUUGGUAUCCCUGGUGGGAAAAACAAGGAUUUUUUAAACCCGAGUACCGUAAUUCAAACCCUAGAACACCAAUCUCUGAGCCCAACAAAUUUGGUAAAUUUGUCAUGGUGAUUCCACCCCCGAAUGUCACUGGAUCUUUACAUUUAGGUCAUGCUUUGACUACCGCCGUUGAAGAUGCAAUCACUCGAUGGAAUCGUAUGAAAGGCCGCACAACUCUUUGGAACCCAGGAUGUGACCACGCAGGAAUCGCAACCCAGGUCGUGGUAGAGAAGAAACUCUGGCGGGAGGAAAAAAAGACCCGACAUGAUUUAGGCCGUGAGAAAUUUGUUGAAAAAAUAUGGGAAUGGAAGAACGAAAAAGGGAACCGUAUUUACGAGCAGAUGAAAAAACUCGGAGGCUCUAUGGACUGGGACCGCGCUUGUUUUACCAUGGAUCCAAAGCUCUGUCGCGCCGUCACCGAAGCAUUUGUUCGCUUACAUGAUGAAAAAGUUAUUUACCGCAGCAACCGUCUGGUCAACUGGUCCUGCACUCUCAAGAGCGCGAUAUCGGACAUCGAGGUAGAAAAAACUGAGCUGACUGGCAGAACACUCCUGUCCAUUCCCGGAUACGAAGACAAAGUUGAGUUUGGAGUCCUGGUUCACUUUGCAUACCAAGUUGUCGACAGCGAGGAGCGAAUCAUCGUCGCCACAACUCGUAUCGAAACUAUGCUCGGUGAUACUGCAGUAGCUGUUCACCCAAGUGACAAACGUUACUCUCAUUUGAUUGGCAAGAGUGUCCAGCAUCCAUUUUGCGAUCGUUCGAUACCGAUAGUUGCCGAUGACUUCGUGGACAUGGAGUUUGGUACCGGUGCUGUCAAAAUAACGCCGACGCAUGACCACAAUGACUAUGAAGUGGGCAAGAGAAAUAACUUGUCGUUCAUCACGAUAUUUGAUGACCAAGGGAAUAUUAUCAAUGGCGGAAAAUUUAAUGGAAUGAAACGUUUUGAUGCACGUAAAGCUGUGCUCCAAGAACUCAAGACUCUGGGUCUUUUGGUGGAUGUAAAAGACCAUACAAUGGUGGUGCCUAUUUGCAGUAGGUCUAAAGAUAUUGUCGAGCCGAUGAUUAAGCCGCAGUGGUACAUCAAGUGCGACGAAAUGGCACGUGAUGCUAUUGAAGUUGUUAAGAACGGCGAUAUUAAAAUAAUUCCAGAGCAGCAUAAAAAGACUUGGAACCACUGGAUGGAGGGCAUACGCGACUGGUGCAUUUCAAGACAACUGUGGUGGGGACACAGAAUUCCCGCUUACUUCGUCACAUUCACAGAUAAUUUUAAACCAAAUAACGUCACCAGUGAUGAUGAUCUGUGGGUCAGUGGGCGGAAUGAAGAGGAAGCUAGACAAAAAGCUGCUGAUAAAUUUGGUGUUGAUGCCAGCAAAAUAAUUCUCAAGCAAGACCCAGAUGUCUUGGAUACCUGGUUCUCAUCAGCUUUGUUUCCUUUCUCGGUAUUCGGAUGGCCGGAAAAAACUCCUGAGCUGGAAGCAUUUUAUCCCGGAAGUUUGCUGGAAACUGGUCAUGAUAUUCUGUUCUUUUGGGUCGCGAGAAUGGUUUUCUUUGGAAGGAAACUCAUGGGCCAGGUGCCGUUCAGAGAAGUUUAUUUACACGCAAUGGUCAGAGAUGCUCAUGGUAGAAAAAUGAGCAAGUCACUGGGUAAUGUAAUUGACCCAAUGGAUGUCAUCAAUGGGAUUUCGCUAGAAGAACUUCAUCGUCAAUUAGCAGAGUCAAACUUGGACCCGCGUGAGCUCAAACGAGCCAUUGAAGGUCAGAAAAGUGAUUAUCCUCAGGGUAUUCCUGAGUGUGGUACAGAUGCGCUGAGAUUCGCGCUCUGCGCCUACACUUCACAAGGUCGUGACAUUAAUUUGGAUAUUCUACGUGUCCAGGGCUACAGAUUUUUCUGUAAUAAAAUAUGGAAUGCCACUAAAUUUGCUCUUAUGUACUUGAGUGGUUUUGAAUCUAAUUUAAAAAAUGAGAAAAUAGAUGAUUUUGGUGACGACUGGUAUAAAAAAUUAUUGAAUGAAAAUUGUAUACAAGAAGCUGUUGAUAAUUAUCUGGCUGAGUACUCAUACUUGGAUGGCUACACGCCUUCGCAAGCGGACGUUAAAAUAUCAAGAAUAAUUAGUAACAAUAAUAAUAAUAAUAGUAAUGAUAAAAUUGACUUAGAGAAAUUGGUACAUUUAAAAAGAUGGUAUAGACAUAUUAUGAGUUACAGCACCGCGGAACAGUAUAACUUUCGUACCGAUCACGCGGAUGUAUUGUCGAGGUGUACAUCUAGAUCCUCGAGUUCUUUGACCGGAUUCCAGUUCAUGAUGACUGGAAACGAGUCAAAGAUCGAUAUGUGGAUGCUCUCAAGAGUGAGUCACGCUGCUAAAAUAUGUGACGAAGGACUUGGACAGUAUGAUUUCAAUGGAGCUACUACUGCUUGUUAUAAUUUAUGGCUCUAUGAUCUGUGCGACGUUUAUUUGGAAUAUUUGAAACCAGUAUUUCAAAAUGGAACAGCCGAGCAAAUACUAGCAGCAAAACGUGUAUUGUUAAAGACAGUAGAUGCUGGAUUGAGAUUAUUGAGUCCAUUUAUGCCUUUUAUUACUGAGGAAUUGUACCAACGAUUACCGUAUACUGAAAAAGAAUAUCCUAGUAUAUGUGUCAGUCCAUACCCAACUACAAUUGAGUGCCCAUGGAAAGACGAAAAAUUGGAAAAAGAAGUCGAUUUCGCGCAGAAAGUAAUUAAGGCGAUAAGAUCAGAGAGAGUGGAACUCAACAUUCCCAAUAAAACAAAAUCGGAAGUUUAUCUUGUGAGCGAGGAUGCUGAUGUGUUGAGUAAACUGGAAGCUUACACGCAAUUUAUUGAAACUCUUUGUUACUCAAAAAUUUUGGCGGGUCCACCUGCCCCCAAUUGCACCGUCAUCCCGGUUACUGAUAAACUUGACGUCCAUAUGAAGAUGGGUGAAGUCGCUGUCACGCAAGUGGAGUUCAAAAAGCUAGACAAAAAGUACGCGCAGUUAAAGACGACAGUGGAAAAGCUCACGACAGCUAUGGCUGCUGAUGACUACAGCACCAGGGUACCAGUUGAUGUACAAAAAUCUAAUGCCGAAAAAUUGGCCAGCAGCAAAGCAGAGCUGGUGCGCGUGGAAGAAAAUCUCGCGGCAAUGACAUUAAUGUCAUUGACAAAAUAAUUUUCAAAUUAAUUAAUUUAAAUAAUAUUUUUCAUUAGCACACUUUUCUGUAUCGAUAUUUAUAGAUAAUAAAACAUUUUUGAGUAAAGAAACUCACCGAUGGAU
Microplitis mediator is the source of this 3686-nucleotide messenger RNA. It is a transcript of the gene ValRS, whose product is annotated as valine--tRNA ligase. Gene Ontology annotation, molecular function: valine-tRNA ligase activity; ATP binding; aminoacyl-tRNA deacylase activity. The coding region runs from base 90 to 3581 and encodes 1163 amino acids. Lineage: Eukaryota; Metazoa; Arthropoda; Insecta; Hymenoptera; Braconidae. Gene Ontology annotation, biological process: valyl-tRNA aminoacylation. The record is from RefSeq and is a predicted model, not a curated record. Gene Ontology annotation, cellular component: cytosol. The transcript is spliced from 7 exons.